AAAAGUCUGCGUGGAUCUCCAGCCGUUUUCAGACACUAGCUACAAAAAUUGGACCUUCUCUUCUUUCAAUUCCAAAUUAUCUCGAGGAUGAUCCAUUUCUGCUGAGAAAUCGUUCUGUGUCGCUCCAGUGUUUUCUACUCUUUGGAUAUUCGGAUUCCGCGUGAUUUUUUUUUCUUUUUUUGGUUUUCAAGUGAGAGAUUAGAACAAGGAAUAGCUAUGGAGGCUGCAAGCGAGACUAGGUAUUGGUGUCACAUGUGCGAGAGAUCGGUGAAUCCAGAAAUUGAAGGCGAGAUCAUCAAUUGCAAUCUCUGUCAAGGUGGAUUUGUUGAAGAAAUGGAUAAUGCUCAAGACUCGGUUACCAAUGAAAAUGAUGAUCAUCAUCAGGCUGCGGAUUCUCUUUGGGCUCCGAUCUUGAUCGGGAUGAUGAAUAAUCAUGACCACCACACAAGAAACCAGAGCGACACACUUGAAGACGAAGAUGAUGAUGAUGAUAAUGAUGAGCAGAACAAUGAUGGUGAGGUUGAUUUGGAUCAGCAGCUCGAUGAGAUUAUGAGGAGAAGGAGAAGCCAUUCGGCUGCGAUCCUUGAUCUGCUUCAAGGGAUUCGAGCAGGUUUAUCUGUUGUGUCCGAGAGCAACGAGGAUAAUUCGGACAACGAGCUUGUCGUCUUGAUCAACUCGUUUAACCAGAGGAUGAGGAUUCAAGAAUCUGACAACGACGCAAACUCUGUUCCUCCUUCUGGAUCUUUGGGUGAUUACUUCAUUGGACCUGGAUUCGAGACGUUGCUUGAGCGUUUGGCUGAGAAUGACACUAACAACAGGUAUGGGACACCUCCGGCUACAAAAGCAGCGGUUGAGUCGUUGGCGACGGUGAAGAUCGAUGAGAGUUUGUUGCAGUGUACUGUGUGUUUGGAUGAUUUUGAGAUUGGGAUGGUUGCGAAAGAGAUGCCGUGUAAGCAUAGGUUUCACAGUGACUGCUUGUUGCCAUGGCUUGAGCUUCAUAGCUCAUGCCCUGUGUGCAGAUGUCUGCUUCCUGCAACAGGUCAUGAUGAUGAGCCAAAGACCGAUGCAGAGACUUCGAGAAACGAUGGUAACAAUGUCGAUACCAGUGUUGCUUCUACAGAGAGCAGUGGAACAUCGUUAGAGUCAGGUUCAAACAAUUCAUCAGCUAGCUAAGUAAGGUGCACAAUGUGAGAGAGGUCAAUGAACAGAAGAUAGUUGUGGUGAAGGAUUUUGUGAUUAGUUAUUACUUAGUGGUGUUGUUGUUAUUUGGCUGCACAUAAUUUCUCAAAUUUCGGUGGAAAAGUGGAUGCUUUCGAAAUAAUUACGAGUCUUUUUGUUUGUUUGACUUUU
This is a messenger RNA of Eutrema salsugineum, 1350 nucleotides long. Its product is annotated as E3 ubiquitin-protein ligase SIRP1. Bases 217 to 1173 code for a protein of 318 amino acids. Gene Ontology annotation, molecular function: ubiquitin protein ligase activity. The transcript is spliced from 2 exons. Lineage: Eukaryota; Viridiplantae; Streptophyta; Magnoliopsida; Brassicales; Brassicaceae. Gene Ontology annotation, biological process: protein ubiquitination. Gene Ontology annotation, cellular component: cytoplasm. The record is from RefSeq and is a predicted model, not a curated record.